Molecule: messenger RNA, 1644 nt
Organism: Thermothielavioides terrestris NRRL 8126
Lineage: Eukaryota; Fungi; Ascomycota; Sordariomycetes; Sordariales; Chaetomiaceae
Exons: 2
Source: RefSeq, a predicted model, not a curated record
GUCUUCGGAAACCAGGAUUCGACCUCUUAUCGUGGCCAUACCCGGCCUUUCGCCUUCCCUCAAUUAGGAUAUCCCCGCACAGUAAUCGAUGGUUACUUGCCGUGUCGCCUGGCCGACUGCUCUCGGUGCGCAGCGUCGCCUGAGUUCAUUCCAGUUCAUUACGACUGUCUCGAGAUCUUCAGACAGCGAUGUUCAGCCCCAGAUGCCCUGCGCCGCCUUUGGGUCCUGGCCGCUUGGAGAAGCCCCUGGCGCCGAGCCCGACCUGUCCAUUUUUCCUGUCCGAUGGUCGGCAAGCCCACCUUGAGCAUGAUAUCCCAGUUUUGCGGCUUGCCGCUCCUGCACACGUUACCGCAGGAGCUGCUCGAGAUCAUCCGCAGUCACUCUCAGCAUUCGCUACUGUGGAGAUGUAUUCCAGUGCUGAAGUUAGCUCGCCAUACCUCAGCUACAGCUCCCGAGCCUCUCAUCACGCUUCCGUUCCACGAGCUUCACUCCUGGGAGCGCAAUGGAAGGCUCCAACGUGUCACGACAUCCCAAUCUCCCUUACCGAUACUGAGAUUCACCGUUGACUCGGGCGGUAUCAGCAAAGUCGAACGCCUUCCUGACCGACCGCAGUACCAAGGGGAGUGUACAACUCGAUCCGCCUUCAUCGUCGAACAAGACGAUCCCGACUCUAAAGUUCUAGCACAACUCCAGGACGGACGCUUGCGUCUUGUGUUCUUGGACCGGCCAUCUUUCCAACUGUGGAACACUCCUGCGCCACCGAGUUUCACUCUUUGCAGAGCGUGCCCUGCCGAGAUCGCCCGCUGUCAAACCUUCUAUGCCGUUGAAAUGGACGAGAUAGAUGGCAUUACGUUUUUUUUCUCCCUCAGCCGCUUGUGCGGCCUCCACAUCCAUCAUCGCGGCGAAUCCUGCGCUCUCGACUCUUGUACUCGGGCUUUCUCCAACCAACAACGGCGAGGCGUUGUCUGGAUCUAUCUGCCGGUCUCGAAGCGAGACUCCCCCCUUCUUCUAGGAGUCCGAGAAGAAGUACAAAUUACCCGGAUCCAAAGCAUUGUCGUCAGGACCAAGCUUGUCGGCGAUGUCUUUGUUGGGAUGCAAUGCACAGGCGCUGUUCAAGACUAUAGCCUUGGCAGCUCGGCCCCUUUGACGAUGAUUUACGGGGAACCGAAGCAACCAUACCCGGUUUAUUUUUUCGGCGCAUUCUGCAGGGUACCUGAUAAAGGUCCCACCAAGCCGUUUUGCCUGCCAAGCCCCCAUGGCAGCCCGAUGGGCGCUACUAUGGCAUACUUCUCGUGGGCCCCGCUGAGCGACGUCUCCUCGACACUAGUCUUUUACGACGAGAGCAACGGGGCUUGCAAAGGCAUUCUCCUCCACUACCGGAACGGGGGUGCCCGAGCCGUAGGCCAGUGCCGCCUCCAAGUGGACCCGACAGAGAAAGUCGCCCAGCCAGUCCGCGUUUGCAUCCGGGUAGACUCGUGUUCACGCCCCAACCGGGAGGACCUUCACAUAGCGCGUGUGAGGUUCGAACAAACUCCUCAAGGUCGUACGACAGUGGUCGACGAAGGAUGGGAAUCUCACCAGAUGGCGGGGAUCAUCAAAUUCUGGUUCACCUCAGAAUCGUGCUUCAUAGUUGUCGAGGAUUGA